Molecule: messenger RNA, 1567 nt
Organism: Manihot esculenta (cassava)
Lineage: Eukaryota; Viridiplantae; Streptophyta; Magnoliopsida; Malpighiales; Euphorbiaceae
Product: probable esterase KAI2
Exons: 2
Coding region: 134-946 (270 amino acids)
Biological process (GO): response to karrikin
Source: RefSeq, a predicted model, not a curated record
GGCAAAAAAUCCCCUUAUAAAAAAGGAAAGUCACACUCUUUCUUACCAUUAAACAUUCGUUCUUCCAUAAUUGAUCAACCAAGCCAAUCACCUCUCUCAGAAAACCUCAAAGAAAAAGGGCCAAAAAUAGGAAAUGGGUAUAAUAGAAGAAGCUCAUAACGUCAAGAUCUUAGGCACAGGAGAGCAGGUGAUAGUUCUGGCUCAUGGAUUUGGAACCGAUCAGUCUGUGUGGAAGCAUGUUGUCCCUCAUCUUGUUGACGAUUUCAAGGUCAUUUUGUAUGAUAAUAUGGGUGCUGGUACUACAAAUCCUGAUUACUUUGAUUUUAAUAGAUACUCAACUCUCGAAGGUUAUGCUUACGAUUUGCUUGCCAUUAUAGAGGAAUUGAAAAUCGAGUCUUGUAUUUUGGUUGGCCACUCUAUUUCUGCUAUGAUUGGCGCUAUUGCCUCUAUUUGCCGUCCUGAUCUCUUCUCUAAGAUCAUCAUGAUCUCUGCUUCUCCAAGGUAUUUGAAUGACGUGGACUACUAUGGAGGAUUUGAGCAAGAAGAUAUAAACAAGUUAUUUGAAGCAAUGCAAUCCAAUUACAAGGCAUGGUGCUCCGGGUUUGCUCCGCUAACUGUGGGAGGAGACAUGGAGUCGGAGGCGGUUCAAGAAUUUAGCCGCACUCUUUUUAGCAUGAGACCAGAUAUAGCUUUAACCGUCGCACAAAAUUUAUUUCAAAGUGACAUGAGACAAACUCUACACUUAAUCACUGUGCCUUGUCAUAUAUUGCAAAGUGGUAAAGACUUAGCUGUACCAAUAGCUGUGUCUGAAUAUUUACAUCAACACCUUGGCGGUGAAUCUAUUAUUGAGAUCAUGUCAUCAGACGGUCAUUUACCUCAAUUGAGCUCGCCAGAUAUUGUAAUUCCAGUGCUUCUUAGGCAUAUUCAUUUUAAUAUUACUACCUAAUGCACCUUUCAUAUUCUUAUUAUGAAGGAUAACUGUGUUUGCUUAAGUUAUUAAUCUCUUACUCAUGAAAGUAAACAUAUUUCCGAUCUAAGUUUAGAUUGGAAAAAAUUCAAUCAAAAUCAAAUUUAGAUUUGAAUAUAAUAUUUAAAUUACAUGGAAACUGAAUUGAAUUGUAUUUGAUAGACUAUGAUGACCGCUGGAUUUCACUACCUCGGUCUGAGACCUGACCCAUGACGACAGCCCUUUACCUGAAGGCUUUUAAGCCCCCCGCAUGAAUCAGGUCCAGGCCCCUCGGCCUUAAGACCGGACCCCUCUUAAACCUCUAAAAUCGGGCCGGCCCAGCCUUUUCGACCCUCAGCUCAGACCUCCCCUGGACUUCAGUCCUAAUCUCACCUUCCAGCCCGGUCCGGAAGAGAAAAGGUAGCCAGCCCAUUCACCUUGUGGGUCCAUCCGCAUACGUACCAGGGAGAAUUAAAUGGUCGUUACGCAUGAAGCAGAGAUCUGAUAUUCUCGUACGUCCGUAUCCGUAUGGCAGAGACAAGUGGCCCAAUGGCAGUGAGGCCGUUACACGUCACUGACAGACAAAGGAAAAGAAUAAAAGGGGAGAAGCAUUCUCCUCUC